AUGACUUCAUGGCUGCUGCAAAGCUCAACACACGAUGAGGUCGUUCCAGUCGGGAGUUUAUUGAUGCGUUGCCGCGUCUCCACUGCUCUUUACGCCCCGGUUCCUAAUGCACACCGAGAUUUGCUCUUCUGUCGGAGGAAAGAAAUCAAAGCAGUCCUUGAUCGCUGUCGGAGUGUGCGGCUCUCAAUGGCGGCCAUGACGUUUGUUUCGUUCAUUACUGCAGGCGUUAUAAUAUCAUCAGGCAUCGUCGGUAUGAUAUUCUUCGAUCCGCUCCGUCUCGCCGUCAAUGUUAUUUUGAUCAUGCUGGGAGUGCUGUCCAUCAUCGCAGAUGUCAAAGCACUCCCACUGUUCGCUUACGUGCAGUUCUUUUAUAUACCUGUUGGACGUGGUUUGUUCUACGUGACCAUUGGACUUGUAAUCCUUCAGAAAGGUUUGGUCGACGUUAUCCUGGGUAUCUCCGUAAUAAUCCUUGGCGCAGUGUACGCGAUAGUCUGUGGACGUAGUGGAGGUGUUCCCAAACCACUGAUGCAGCGCACAAUCGAAGAGCUCCCUCUCAGCGCUGCGGUGAAGUUCGUCGACGCGUGA
Toxoplasma gondii ME49 is the source of this 585-nucleotide messenger RNA. RefSeq lists its product as hypothetical. Bases 1 to 585 code for a protein of 194 amino acids. NCBI's taxonomy places the organism in Eukaryota, Apicomplexa, Conoidasida, Eucoccidiorida, Sarcocystidae. The record is from RefSeq and is a predicted model, not a curated record. The transcript has 5 exons.